Tachysurus fulvidraco (yellow catfish) is the source of this 2703-nucleotide messenger RNA. RefSeq names its product neuronal acetylcholine receptor subunit alpha-9-II-like. Gene Ontology annotation, cellular component: neuron projection; membrane; synapse. Gene Ontology annotation, biological process: monoatomic ion transmembrane transport; nervous system process; signal transduction. Lineage: Eukaryota; Metazoa; Chordata; Actinopteri; Siluriformes; Bagridae. The transcript has 3 exons. The record is from RefSeq and is a predicted model, not a curated record. Bases 140 to 1246 code for a protein of 368 amino acids. Gene Ontology annotation, molecular function: transmembrane signaling receptor activity; neurotransmitter receptor activity; extracellular ligand-gated monoatomic ion channel activity.
UCAGAAACUCUAUAACAAACAUUCAGAAACUACGCUUAGUGAUCUUUAAGAGAAAUGUCUUUUGUACUAUGGAUAUACACUAUUUUACCAUAUACUAUGGUAUACAAUCAGUAUUACGUUAAACUAAAUAUACUAUUUUAUGUUACACUGUAAAAGAGCCGAUGAAGAUUUGCCCAGCCCUUUGGACACGAAUGUUGUGUUGCGGUACACUGGUGAGAUCACAUGGGAUGCUCCAGCCAUCACCAAAAGCUCAUGUGUGGUGGAUGUAUCCUACUUUCCUUUCGACAAUCAGCAGUGUAAUCUCACCUUUGGCUCUUGGACCUAUAACGGCAAUCAGGUGGACAUCACCAUGGCUAUGACUAGUGGUGACCUCUCAGAUCUGGUUGAGAAUGUGGAAUGGGAGUGUGAUGGCAUGCCUGCCACCAAGAACGUGAUCAUGUAUGGCUGCUGCUCAGACCCAUACCCGGACAUCACAUACACACUGCUACUACGCAGACGCUCCUCCUUCUACGUCUUCAACCUGCUGCUGCCUUGCUUCCUCAUCUCAUUCUUGGCACCACUUGGCUUCUUCCUGCCUGCAGACUCAGGUGAGAAGGUCUCUCUGGGCGUCACCGUGCUGUUGGCGCUUACCGUCUUCCAGCUGGUGGUGGCUGAGAGCAUGCCACCCUCUGAGAGUGUGCCACUGAUAGGGAAAUACUACAUUGCGACGAUGACAAUGAUCACAGCCUCCACCUCUCUCACCAUCUUCAUUAUGAACAUCCACUUCUGUGGUCCUGAAGCCAAACCAGUCCCCCGGUGGGCCAAAGUGUUGAUCAUUGGCUAUAUGAGCAGGAUCUUCUUUGUUUAUGAAGUUGGAGAGAGCUGCAUCUCAUCGCUAGGACGAAACAAAAAUGCAGACAAAUGCCAUUCACUGAACCGUCGACAAAAACCACCCAGGCAGAACCCAGAACCAACCAGGAACCCUUCUGGUCUCUCUUGCUGUCCUGAUGAUGAAAAACUACCUUCUGCAAGUAUGACCUUUGAGGCCUGCAUUUUUUGCGGGCCGCAUACUGAUGGCUUUGCUGGAGACCCGAAGCUCAUCAAGAACGUCGAGUACAUUGCGAACUGCUUCCGGGAGCAAAAGUCGACUUCCUUAAAAGUGGCUGAGUGGAAGAAGGUGGCCAAGGUGAUGGACAGGUUCUUCAUGUGGAUCUUCUUUGCCAUGGUCUUCCUCAUGAGCAUACUCAUCAUUGGCAAGUCAUCGUGACCACAUAGGUUAUGUUCACUCAAUAUAAUCAUUGCUUGAAUGUAUGUACAUAUAAUCACACACAUACACACCUGACUAAAUAGAAUGCACAUUGCUUUCUCUAAUAUCAAAGUCUAGAAUGCCCAUGUUUUAGGUGAGAGUUCUUUAAAAACUGAGUGACUGAGACUUCCAGAAUAGCUUAUUACUUAAUGCCUGAGAGUUACAGAAUAGAAUGCAUAUGAUUGGCUGAGAGCUCCAGAAUAGAAAUGUGUAUGAUUGGACACAAGUUCCUGAAAAGAAUGCACAUAAUUUGCUGCUAGGUCCAGAAUAGAUUGUGCAGAGUUCCUUAAAAUAUGUUUGGGUGAGAGUUUAAGAAUUGAACAUGCAUGUUGUAUUUUAUAUUUAAUAAAUGGAGGGAUCCUGUUGUAUUGCUGUUUUGCUUUCACUAGAGGGUAGCAUCCUCUAAUACUCUAAGACUACUGUAAGUCAUACACGAUGAACAGAUGGGUAUCAGUAUGUAUAUCAAUCACCAACCAAAAACUGCUUUGGUUCUAAGACAAGUUUGAGUUUGACUUGUUGAAGAAUUCCUUGUGUUACAUUCUGGAAUUCUAUGAAAUGCUAUAAUUUUUUUAAAUGUUUGUUUGUUGUUGUUUUUUCUAUGGAAAGCAUUUCAUUGCAUCCAUACUGCAUGGGAGAGUGUGUGCAAGUGUGUGUGAGUGUGUCACAUUCCCUAAUCAGACUAAGGAUUAUGGAAUGUAAUCACUGAAUUUUUAACCGUUUCGUGUGUAUUAGAAUGGCCGAUUGAAUGUACAGCUUCUAGUCUCCAGUGUUUCUGAGUGAGUGUUGAAUCAGCAGCUCAGGAUGAAAAGCCAUUUCUAAGUGAGCGGCUCUCACAACGCAGAGAGCUGCUCCAUCUAAAUGCUUACGACUGCAAUUACCCAAGCCCUUUGCUCAAUCAGACCAGAUUUACUUCCAAACGACCAAUGAAUCCUGUCAUUAUACGAUGGCAGGGCCACAUCUGGAGCGUGCUGAUAGGAGAUGCACGUCGACUGACCAUCUUUAUGAGGAAGAGAGAGAAAGAGAGAAAGUGAAUAGUUUAUGAUGGCCCGCACUGUUCCUCUUGCUAUUAGAUCAUGGCUGCUUGCAGAUUUUUUUUUUUCUGACCAGAGAUGGUUAAGAUUUAUUAUUACUUUAGUUUACUUUUUAUCAAUGCCAUUAUGAGCAGCAGGUCCUAAAUUUUCUACAUUAGACUGUGAGUUUUAAUCCCAAACGUAAAUGCCAUUACACACACACACACACACACACACACACACACACACACACACACACACACACACACACACACACACACACACACACACACACACACACACACACACACACACACAGGUACAGUGCAAUGCAAGCUUUUUCAUAAAUCCUAACUCCUUGGGUCAGAGGAUUAAGUGUGUAACUAUGUGCCUUUAUUUAGAUGCUGU